AUGAGCAGCUAUAGCAGUCGACCAUCGGCAGGACCAGGACCAGGACCAGGGAUGCCUCCUCCUCCUCCGCCACCACCUCCACCGCGUCAUGGUCACCCAAACGACAAGAAUAUGGCGCCGUACGGUCCUCCUCAUCCGGCAGCCAUGCAUCCGAUGAUGCCUUUUCAUCCCCACAUGCAUGGACCUUACGGUCCUCCUCCGCCUCAUUACAUGGGGAUGCCCUAUGGUCCGCCUCAGCCGCCCCCACCACCUCCCCCGCCGCUAACGGGUCAAGUGGCUCCUUCCGCCAAAGGAGCUGCUCCUCCUCCAAAGGACGAGAGUGGUGAGAAGAAAGAGGGCGAGAAGAAAGAGGACAAAGCGCCUGCCAAGGCCAAGGAGGAGACGCCAACAACCACCACCACAACAACAACCAGCGAGGAAGACAAGAAGGAAGAGAAGAAACCUGACAAUGCUGCCGAAGACAAGAAGCCACAGGAAGGCUUGCAGCUUCUUGCUAGUCUGGCCAUGCCCGAUAAGAAGGACGAUAAGAAGGAGGGAUCCGAAAAGAUUGUUCCUGAACCUGGCAAUGUCGCUGCGGCUGCCGCUGCGGCUGCUGCCCAGCUUCACGCCAACGCCGAAGCGGCCGGAAUUGCGAUUGUGCAAAUGGAUGGACCUACUACCAGCAAGAAACCGCGCAAAAAGACUCGCAUGGAAGAGAUGGCACCCAAGGAAAAGCUAUUUGUGGAAAAGGUUCGGGACUGUGAUGUCCUUUGUGGCCGUGGCGGAAAAUCCAAUCACCAUCCGGGAAACAAGCGGUAUCGGCAGGUCGUCAGCGAAAUGAAGAGGACUUAUCAAAGCACCGGUGCCAAGACUGCCAAAACCGACUUGAGCCGAGCCAUUGUCGAACAUGUCGUUAGCUAUGGUGGUCGCUUCAUCAAACGAGAUGAAGCCACCGGCCAGUACUUUCUCCUGACAAAGGCACAAGCGCGAAGGAAGACCAGCCAAGCCCUGAGAGAAACUAAAGAGCUAAAGUGGACCAUGUAG
This is a messenger RNA of Seminavis robusta, 1023 nucleotides long. The record is from the annotation of a GenBank genome assembly. NCBI's taxonomy places the organism in Eukaryota, Bacillariophyta, Bacillariophyceae, Naviculales, Naviculaceae.